AUGUACAGGCUCCGUUCACUGAUUAGACCUAUAAGAAAAUACAGUAUGUCACGUUCAUUGGCUAUCGAUGAGAUUGCAUCCUGGGACAAGGAGUUGUCCAAGGACUUACACCACCAAUUGGCGACCACUGUGUUGAAGAACAUCAACGCAGAUGAUGCGUUGUUGAAUAAGACCAGACUACAAGAGCAAGAUGUCAGAGUCUUUAACACAAAGCUGUCCGUGGACUGCACCCCAGUCACCAACCAGCGUGCCUCCGGUAGAUGCUGGCUAUUUGCUGCCACUAACCACCUGAGAGUUAAUGUGGUCAAGGAGUUGCAAUUGAAGGAUUUCGAGCUAUCUCAAGCUUACUUGUUCUUCUACGAUAAACUGGAGAAGGCAAACUACUUCCUUGAUCAGAUCACACAAUCGCAUGAAGAACCAGUGGACUCCAGGCUAGUGCAGUACUUGCUGACUGACCCAACACAGGACGGUGGCCAGUACAGCAUGUUCUUGAACAUUGUCAAGAAGUACGGUCUAAUCCCUAAGGACCUAUACAACGAUGCCGCCUACUCCACUACCGCCUCCCGCAAGUGGAACAGCAUCCUAACUUCUAAGCUGCGUGAAUUUGCCGAGACUAUUAGAGAGACUCUAAAGACCAAAGACGUCGAAAGCAAGGAGUUCAAGGAGUUGCGCACCUCCAUGCAGAAGGAAAUCUUCAGAUUGAUGACUUUGUUCAUGGACUUGCCUCCAGUUAAGCCAGACGAGAAGUUUACAUGGACUUACCAGGACAAGGACAAGAAAGUACACACCAUAGAGUCCACACCUUUAGAGUUUGCUUCUAAAUAUGCUAAGCUUGACGCUGCAAAGCCUGUCUCGUUGAUCAACGACCCAAGAAACCCAUACGGAAAGUUGAUCAAGAUAGACAGACUAGGUAAUGUCAUUGGUGGCGAAGAGACAUUGUACUUGAAUGUCGACAACAAGACUUUGACUGACUUGAUCGUCAAGCGUUUGAAGAAUGAUAAACCAGUGUUCUUCGGCUCUCACACUCCAAAAUACAUGGACAAGAAGACAGGUGUCAUGGACAUUGACCUGUGGAACUACCACGCCAUCAAAUACGACUUGAAGCAGUCCAAGGCCUCCCGUAUUGAAUACCACGAGAGUCUGAUGACCCACGCGAUGCUGAUCACUGCAGCCCAUGUCGACGACGAUGGGAACCCAGUGAGAUUCUGCGUCGAGAACUCAUGGGGUAAGGACUCCGGCAAAGAUGGUAUGUACGUGAUGACUCCAGAAUACUUUGAAGAAUACUGCUACCAAAUCGUAGUCGACAUAGAUGAGUUGCCAACCGAUCUAGCUGAAAAAUUCGACGACAAAGAACCAAUUGUCCUGCCAAUUUGGGACCCAAUGGGCGCACUAGCAGAGUAA
This is a messenger RNA of Nakaseomyces glabratus, 1401 nucleotides long. It is a transcript of the gene LAP3, whose product is annotated as bleomycin hydrolase. Gene Ontology annotation, molecular function: cysteine-type aminopeptidase activity. NCBI's taxonomy places the organism in Eukaryota, Fungi, Ascomycota, Saccharomycetes, Saccharomycetales, Saccharomycetaceae. Gene Ontology annotation, cellular component: cytoplasm. The record is from RefSeq and is a predicted model, not a curated record. Gene Ontology annotation, biological process: L-homocysteine catabolic process; proteolysis; response to toxic substance.